Messenger RNA from Haliotis rufescens (red abalone), 7996 nucleotides. Its product is annotated as cubilin-like. The record is from RefSeq and is a predicted model, not a curated record. Lineage: Eukaryota; Metazoa; Mollusca; Gastropoda; Lepetellida; Haliotidae. Bases 1 to 7677 code for a protein of 2558 amino acids. The transcript has 46 exons.
AUGCAGAUCAAAUCGACUUAUGCUUCCUCAACAGACAGCUGUUACCAGGUCCUGACAGAUGCUGAUGGACAGAUUCAGGUCCCUGAUGAUGGCAACGCCACCUACUCACCUAACCUCGACUGCCUGUUCACCAUCAGACCUCCAGCAGGUCGGCUGUGGGUUGUUAACAUCACUCUUGAGGAGUUCGACGUGCAGAGAUAUUAUUCUUCCUACAGUAACAGUUUCUCCACCUCCUGCAGCAAUGAUUACAUACAGAUGCUCUAUGAUGGCUCUUCUUCCUCCAGGAUGUGCGGAACAAGGACUUCACCCAAAUCUUACAUAUACAACAUCUAUGACAGUGAUGUGAAUAUCACUUUCCACAGUGAUGCCUCCGUUCAGAGGAAUGGUUUCAACAUAUCUUUCUCCUACACUGAAAACACCUGUGUGACGGAACUCGACCAGAAUAAUGGUACAAUCCGCAGCCCUGUGACUGAGGGUGGGGUGACCUACCCAACAGACACCUUGUGUAUUUACUACCUCGACCUUGGAGAUUCCCCCAAGACUGUUACUUUCACAGUCAGGGUCUUUGAUGUAAACUGUGGUGAUUACUUCAUCGUUAACGGACAGCAGUUCUGUGGAAACAGAUUGACACAAACGGCUUUCCAUAUGACAGGGAGGGCAAACAUUACCUUCCUGUCCAAUGGUUACAGCACAGGACGAGGAGUGGAUGUCGACUACCUUGUAACUAAUUACACAUGUGAUCGAGUAUAUCGUACAACGUCAGGGAAUUUGGAUUCUUACUCUGUGUCAAGUGUUGCACUCGCACAAGACAUGGACUGUGAAUACAUCAUUCGUCCCCCGUACUACCCCUUCCUCAUGACAAUGUACUUCAGUCCAUUCUUUAUGCCGUACAACUUCACGGACAACAACGGCACUUGUUCUGGCAGCUAUGUGGAGAUCAGCAGCACACAGUACUGCGGAACUGUUUAUGGCCAGUAUAACUUCUCAUCAGAGGAGCCUGUGCUACCUGUGCGGUAUCAUCACUCUGUUAAUUCAGUCACAGUGAGGAGGGAAGUCUUUAACAUCUACUUCAACACAAGGCCCGUUUCAUGUAAUAUAACGCUGACCGACACUACGGGCUACAUCAACAGCUACUCUGGUUAUGGCGAUGAAUCAGCGUAUAGGCGUUCCUACAACGACGGCACUCACUGCAUCUUCACAAUAAAGGUGGACGACGUUGUGGGUCAGACAAUUGUCUUUAGUCUCAAUCAGUUCCACCUGGAGAACCCUGACAACAGCACAUCUGUCUGUAAUGAAUAUGUGGAUAUGAAUGGCGAAGAGAGACUGUGUGGAUACCAAUAUGGGACUCGAAGUUUCAACUUUGAUGGUACUUUUGUCGUGACCUUCACCAGUGACAAUGGUCAGACAAACAUGGGCUUCAACAUCCAUUACAACAUCGUGCCAGCUGGAUGCCUGGUCACGCACAACACUACUGAAGGCACUCUCAUCAGCCCCGGGACAAGCAGUGGUCUGUACCACAACAACCUUGACUGCCGAUACACCAUGUUCACAUCCUACAACCAGACUAAGGUCACGGUCACCGUCAAUGCUUUCGACCUUGAAUCCCCAUCGUACAGUUCGAGCUACUGUUACGACUACGUAUACUUCACAGACGGGUCCUACACUUCAGAAAGAUACUGUGGUGCCAUCGCUGCAGGAACUACCGUCACAUGGUUCACGAAUGCGAGACAAUUCAUCUUUGUCUUUCAUACAAACAACCAGAUCAGCAGACAAGGUUUCAAUGCGUCCUACAAGAUUGAGGAAGAUAUUUGUGAUGAACUAUUUACCGACUCUAGUGGCACAAUAAGGAGUCCCGUCUACAGUACUGGUCUCUACAGACGUAAUCUGAACUGCACCUAUACCAUCAGACCUCCAACACAGGGCCUAUACAGGUUCACUCUGACGUACUCUCAGUUUGACGUUCAGAGGACGUCCUACAACUCCUCAUCUUACAGUCUGAGUACAUCAUGUAGCUACGACUACGUGGAGACCAGGCUCUCAGGACUCACCGGCACCAGCAGAUUGUGUGGCAGAAUGAGCUCACCAAGAACGUACUUCUAUAACAGUAUGAAUGGAGGAAUAGUCAUCAAUUUUGUGACAAACAGCAACAUUGAGAGAAGGGGGUUUGUGCUGAACUAUUCAUAUGGCGAAAACAGCUGUUACCAGGUCCUGACGGAUGCUGAUGGACAGAUUCAGGUCCCUGAUGAUGGCAACGCCACCUACUCACCUAACCUCGACUGCCUGUUCACCAUUAAACCUCCAGCAGGUCGGCUGUGGGUUGUUAACAUCACUCUGGAGGAGUUCGACGUGCAGAGAUAUUAUUCUUCCUACAGUAACAGUUUCUCCACCUCCUGCAGCAAUGAUUACAUACAGAUGCUCUACAAGGGCUAUUCUUCCUCCAGGAUGUGCGGAACAAGGACUUCACCCAAAUCUUACAUAUACAACAUCUAUGACAGUGAUGUGAAUAUCACUUUCCACAGUGAUGCCUCCGUUCAGAGGAAUGGUUUCAACAUAUCUUUCUCCUUCACUGAAAACACCUGUGUGACGAACCUUGACCAGAAUAAUGGUACAAUCCGCAGCCCUGUGACUGAGGGUGGGGUGACCUACCCAACAGACACCUUGUGUAUUUACUACUUCGACCUUGGAGAUUCCCCCAAGACUGUUACUUUCACAGUCAGGGUCUUUGAUGUAAACUGUGGUGAUUACUUCAUCGUUAACGGACAGCGUUUCUGUGGAAACAGAUUGAUCCAGAAAACAUUCCAUAUGACAGGGAGGGCAAACAUUACCUUCCUGUCCAAUGGUUACAGCACAGGACGAGGAGUGGAUGUCGACUACCUUGUAACUAAUUACACAUGUGAUCGAGUAUAUCGUACAACGUCAGGGAAUUUGGAUUCUUACUCUGCAUCAAGAGUUGCUCUCGCACAAGACAUGGACUGUGAAUACAUCAUUCGUCCCCCGUACUACCCUUUCCUCAUUACAAUGUACUUCAGUCCAUUCUUUAUGCCGUACAACUUCACGGACAACAACGGCACUUGUUCUGGCAGCUAUGUGGAGAUCAGCAGCACACAGUACUGCGGAACUGUUUAUGGCCAGUAUAACUUCUCAUCAGAGGAGCCUGUGCUACCUGUGCGGUAUCAUCACUCUGUUAAUUCAGUCACAGGGAGGAGGGAAGUCUUUAACAUCUACUUCAACACAAGGCCCGUUUCAUGUAAUAUAACGCUGACCAACACUACGGGCUACAUCAACAGCUACUCUGGUUAUGGCGAUGAAUCAGCGUAUAGGCGUUCCAACAACGACGGCACUCACUGCAUCUUCACAAUUAAGGUGGACGACGUUGUGGGUCAGACAAUUGUCUUUAGUCUCAAUCAGUUCCACCUGGAGGACCCUGACAACAUCACAUCUGUCUGUAAUGACUAUGUGGAUAUGAAUGGCGAAGAGAGACUGUGUGGAUACCAAUAUGGGACUCGAAGUUUCAACUUUGAUGGUAAUUUUGUCGUGACCUUCACCAGUGACAAUAGUCAGACAAACAUGGGCUUCAACAUCCAAUACGACAUCGUGCCAGCUGGAUGCCUGGUCACGCACAACACUACUGAAGGCACUCUGAUAAGCCCCGGGACAAGGAGUGGUCUGUACCACAACAACCUUGACUGCCGAUACACCAUGUUAACAUCCUACACCCAGACUAAGGUCACGGUCACCGUCAAUGCUUUCGACCUUGAAUCCCCAUCGUACAGUUCGAGCUACUGUUACGACUACGUAUACUUCACAGACGGGUCCUACACUUCAGAAAGAUACUGUGGUGCCAUCGCUGCAGGAACUACCGUCACAUGGUUCACGAAUGCGAGACAAUUCAUCUUUGUCUUUCAUACAAACAACCAGAUCAGCAGACAAGGUUUCAAUGCGUCCUACAAGAUUGAGGAAGAUCUUUGUGAUGAACUAUUUACCGACUCUAGUGGCACAAUAAGGAGUCCCGUCUACAGAACUGGUCUCUACAGACGUAAUCUGAACUGCACCUAUACCAUCAGACCUCCAACGCAGGGUCUAUACAGGUUCAAUCUGACGUACUCUCAGUUUGACGUUCAGAGGACGUCCUACAACUCCUCAUCUUACAGUCUGAGUACAUCAUGUAGCUACGACUACGUGGAGACCAGGCUCUCAGGACUCACCGGCACCAGCAGAUUGUGUGGCAGGAUGAGAUCACCAAGAACGUACUUCUAUAACAGUAUGAAUGGAGGAAUAGUCAUCAAUUUUGUGACAAACAGCAACAUUGAGAGAAGGGGGUUUGUGCUGAACUAUUCAUAUGGCGAAAACAGCUGUUACCAGCUCCUGACAGAUGCUGAUGGACAGAUUCAGGUCCCUGAUGAUGGUAACGCCACCUACUCACCUAACCUCGACUGCCUGUUCACCAUCAGGCCUCCAGCAGGUCGGCUGUGGGUUGUUAACAUCACUCUGGAGGAGUUCGACGUGCAGAGAUAUUAUUCUUCCAACAAUAACAGUUUCUCCACCUCCUGCAGCAAUGAUUACAUACAGAUGCUCUACGAUGGCUAUUCUUCCUCCAGGAUGUGCGGAACAAGGACUUCACCCAAAUCUUACAUAUACAACAUCUAUGACAGUGAUGUGAAUAUCACUUUCCACAGUGAUGCCUCCUUUCAGAGGAAUGGUUUCAACAUAUCUUUCUCCUACACUGAAAACACCUGUGUGACGAACCUCGACCAGAAUACUGGUACAAUCCGCAGCCCAGUGACUGAGGGUGGGGUGACCUACCCAACAGACACCUUGUGUAUUUACUACCUCGACCUGGGGGAUUCCCUCAAGACUGUUACUUUCACAGUCAGGGUCUUUGAUGUAAACUGUGGUGAUUAUUUCAUCGUUAACGGACAGCGUUUCUGUGGAAAUAGAUUGACCCAGACUACAUUCCAUAUGACAGGGAGGGUCAACAUGACCUUCCUGUCCAAUAGUUACAGCACAGGACGAGGAGUGGAUGUCGACUACCUUGUAACUAACUACACAUGUGAUCAAGUAUAUCGUUCAACGUCAGGGAAUUUGGAUUUCUACACUGUGUCAAGAGUUCCCCUUGCACAAGACAUGGACUGUGAAUACAUCAUUCGUCCCCCCUACUACCCUUUCAUCCUGACAAUAUACAUCAGUCCCUUCUUUAUGCCUUACAACUUUAUGAGCAGCAACGGCACGUGUUCUGGCAGCUAUGUGGAGAUCGACGGCAUACAGUACUGUGGAACUGUUUAUGGCCAGUAUAACUUCUCAUCCGAGGAGCCUGAGCUGCCUGUGAAGUAUCAUAACUCUGUUAAUUCAGUCACAGGGAGGAGGGUAGUCUUUCACAUCAACUACAACACAAGGCCCGUUUCAUGUAAUAUAACGCUGACCGACACCGCGGGCUACAUCAACAGCUACUCUGGUUAUGGCGAUGAAUCAGUGUACAGGCGUUCCUACAACGACGGUACUCACUGCAUCUUCACAAUAAAGGGGGAUGACGUUGUGGGUCGGACAAUUGUCUUUAGUCUCAAUCAGUUCCACCUGGAGGAACCUGACAACAGCACAUCUAUCUGUAAUGACUUUGUGGAUAUGAAUGGCGAAGAGAGACUGUGUGGAUACCAAAACGGGACUCGCAGCUUCAACUUUGACGGUACAUUUGUCGUGACCUUCAUUAGUGACUAUUAUCAGACAAACUUAGGCUUCAACAUCCAUUACAACAUCGUACCAGCUGGAUGCCUGGUCACGCACAACACUACUGAAGGCACUCUGAUCAGCCCCGGGACAAGCAGUGGUCUGUACCACAACAACCUUGACUGCCGAUACACCAUGUUAACAUCCUACACCCAGACUAAGGUCACGGUCACCGUCAAUGCUUUCGACCUUGAAUCCCCAUCGUACAGUUCGAGCUACUGUUACAACGACUACAUAUACUUCACAGACGGGUCCUAUGCUUUCGGGAGGUAUUGUGGUGCCAUGGCUGCAGGAACCAGGUUUACCUGGUAUACAAAUGCGAGCCAAUUCAACUUGAUCCUUCAUACAAACAGUGAGAUCAGCAGACAAGGUUUCAAUAUGUCGUACAGGGUUGAAGAAGAUCUUUGCGAUGAGCUAUUUACCGACUCUAAUGGCACAAUAAGGAGUCCCGUCUACAGUACUGGUCUCUACAGAAAUAAUCUGAACUGCACCUAUAUCAUCAGACCUCCAACGCAGGGUCCAUACAGGUUCUAUCUGACGUACUCUCAGUUUGACGUUCAGAGGACGUCCUACAACUCCUCAUCUUACAGUCUGAGUACAUCAUGUAGCUACGACUACGUGGAGACCAGGUUCUCGGGACCAAACGGCUCCAGCAGACUGUGUGGCAGGAUGAGCUUACCAAGGACGUAUUUCUAUAAUGCAUCUGGAGGUGAUUUUGUCAUCAACUUCGUCACUGAUAGAUCUAUACUAAGACGAGGAUUUGUGAUGGUUUAUUCAUAUGAACAAAAUGUUCACACAACCACUACAACAACUACAACAACAACUACAACAACUACAACAACAACAGCACCGCCAACACCGACAUGCACAGCAACCUUGUCGUCAUUAUCUGGCAGCAUCAUGAGCGCACCAGGUGACGGCAGCAACUACUUGGACAACACCCGGUGCAACUACACCUUCGCAGCGACAUCCUACCCGAGAACCAUUACCUUCACCUUCACAACCUUCCAGCUGGAGAGUCAUUCCUCCUGCACAUAUGACUACCUGCAGUUUAACAGCGGCGUGAAGAAAUGUGGAACUAUCUCAAAUCUCGUGUAUACUGACACGAUGAACGGCCAGUACCGUGUCACCUUCUACACUGACGGAUCAGUCACACGCCGUGGCUUCGUGGCCUCCUACCAGAUCAGUGACGCUGUGAACGCCACCACGCCCACUCCCGUCAGUACAGCGACAUGCACAGCAACCUUGUCGUCAUUAUCUGGCAGCAUCAUGAGCGCUCCAGGUGACGGCAGCAACUACUUGGACAACACCCGGUGCAACUACACCUUCACAGCGACAUCCUACCCGAGAACCAUUACCUUCACCUUCACAACCUUCCAGCUGGAAAGUCAUUCCUCCUGCAGAUAUGAUUACCUGCAGUUUAACAGCGGCGUGAAGAAAUGUGGAACUAUCUCCAAUCUCGUGUAUACUGACACGAUGAACGGCCAGUACCGUGUCACCUUCUACACUGACGGAUCAGUCACACGCCAUGGCUUCGUGGCCACUUACCAGAUCAGCGACGCGAGUGACGUGCAAAACACAACUUCAAACCCCAUUUGGCUGGCAUCAAACAACGGUACCUGUGGCACAACGCUGACAUCUUCCACGGGGCGCAUCUACUACCCAACUACCGCCAGUUACACCAACAACGUCCGUUGCCAGGUGACUAUCAGACCUGGGGCUGGACAGACAUUCAACGUCACCUUCACAGACUUCGACCUCGAGUAUCACUCUUCCUGCAACUACGACUCUCUGAUGUUCCGGGUGAACGGAGUCAACUCUUCCAAGAACUGUGGUCGCAACAGAGCAGGCCUAACACUUAGCUUCCCCUACACCAGCGGUGACAUCGUGGUGAACUUCAGGAGUGAUGGCAGCGUCACAGGAAGAGGAUUUGAUCUCAACUAUCAAGUGACCUAGGGACAAGCAUGCCUUUCCUGCCUGAUGGCUGUAUCUGCUGAAGCCCUGUCUUACUUGACCAUUGAUGAGACGAGUCAGCAGCCAUCCAAUGUAGACACCAUUAACACCUGUCUGGUGGCAUAUUACACAUGGAAGUAAUUCAUAUUUAAUCAGAAAUCCAUAUAUCGAUAGUGCCUGAAGCUUAGCUUUGUCUCACUUAUUGUUUUGUCCAUGCAUGUUUACUGUUGUUUUUCUUCUUUUUGAUGGUUAAUGUUUUGUCUUUGAUAUAGUGUAGCACAAGUGUUCUUCAAGAAUUAUAGCUCUUCUAUUAGCUUGACUA